GUUAAACACAGUAAAAUAAUGCGAUAAUAAGCAAUAAAUGUAAGUACUCCGGGAGCCGUACAUUAGCUCAAUGUGACAUUGACAUUUGACGUUGUCGGUUCGCUGUGUGUAUGUGUCCAUUCAUAAUCAGUUAAAAAGUUCUAUAGUAACAGAAUCAUUUAUUUAUAAAUUAUAAACUUGACCGGAAGGUUAAGAGAGCGGCAGUUAGUCAGCUAUUGAUAGUUCUAUAAUGGAAUUAGUGCAUUAAAAUUUCAAAUAAACGUACCAUGGCAACGUUAAUGAAGUGCAAACAUGUAUCGGUUCUUGUUAAAUUAAUUAAUAAAACAUCUUACAUUAAGAAUGUAAAUAGAGGCGCAGAUUUUCAUACAAGUUUGAACUUACAAAAGAUCAUUCCCUUUAAUUUAUCUGACAUUGGAGAAGGAAUUAGAGAAGUCACUGUUAAAGAAUGGUUUGUCAAAGUCGGUGAUAAAGUUGAGCAAUUUGAUAACAUUUGUGAAGUACAAAGUGAUAAAGCCUCGGUUACAAUUACCAGUCGUUAUGAUGGAGUUGUUGCAAAAAUUCAUCAUGAUGUAGAUUCUGUUGCUCUUGUGGGAAAGCCAUUAGUGGAUAUUGAUAUUGAAGAUGAUGGAGAUGAUAAAGCUGAGACAGAUGGAAGUUCAUCAAGUGACGGUGAAGCUCCAAAGCCUGCUGCAGCACAAAAAACUGAAACAAGUGAACCUGUAGCAGAGGAAAAAACAAGUAAGAAGGUUUUGGCUACACCUGCUGUUAGAAGAAUAGCAAUGCAAAAUAAAUUAGACCUGAGUACAGUACAAGCAACAGGCAGAGGUGGUAGGGUUCUAAAAGAAGAUAUUUUAGUUCAUCUUAAUCAAACGGCUGAUGGUAAACCUAUGUCAGCAGAAGUUCAAGAAAAGAUUAUGGCCGGUAGACAAUCUCAACAAGCAGAGACUGUUGUGAAAGAAGAUUAUAUGGUGCCCAUUAAAGGUGUACAGAAAGUUAUGUUUAAGACCAUGAAUGAUGCUUUGAAAAUACCUCACUUUGCUUGCAGUGAAGAAAUCAAUAUAACCAAAUUAGUUGAAUUGCGUAAUUCUGUAAAAGAAAUUGCAGCUCAAAGCGGCAUAAAAUUAACCUUUAUGCCAUUCUUCAUAAAGGCUGCAUCGAAGUGCUUAGAAAAAUAUCCAAUACUCAACAGUUCAAUUGAUGAUAAAGAAGAAAAUAUUAUAUUUAAAGGUGCACACAACAUAACGAUUGCCAUUGAUACACCUCAAGGCCUUGUAGUUCCAAAUGUGAAAAAUGUGCAGGCUAAAAAUAUAUUACAAAUAGCAGCAGAGGUGAAUAGGCUGCAAGAAGCAGGCUUGAAAAAUUCUUUGAGGCCCGAAGACUUUGCUGGUGGAACUUUCACAUUAUCAAACAUUGGAAAUAUGGGAGGUACAUACACACAUCCAGUUAUCUUAGCACCGCAAGUGUCUAUUGGAGCAAUUGGUAAAGCACAGGUGUUGCCACGAUUUGGACCCGAUGGUGAAUCAAUUGUAAAAGCUCAUAUUCUUACUGUUAGUUGGUGUGCAGAUCACAGAGUUAUUGAUGGAGCGACAAUGGUGAACUUUUCAACACAAUGGAAAAAAUAUUUGGAAAAUCCCAAUUUACUAAUGCUCGACUUGUGAAAAUUGAAAAAUAAUUUUAAGAUUUCAGUUUAAGAAACCAGAUGCAUUUGUAGAAUAAUUAAACUCGAUUAAAAUUUAUAGAUCUGUUGUGAUAAGUGCAUUUUAGAACUGUGAUCACAAAUGAAGGCACAAGCAGGCUAUACCUCUAGUUCGUAUAAUGGAUUUGAGUGUAUUUUAUAAUUGUCUAGCCAUAAAGUGUUUUCUGCAGUAAACAUUGACCUAAUUGUGCCUUCAUAAACAUUAAAAUUCUGUCUUCCAUAAAAUUAGAAUAAACAAAUUGUUAUAUUUACCUGUUAAUAUUGACAUCUAGACUGAGGGAUUGAUUUAGUUAAUGAAU
Molecule: messenger RNA, 1995 nt
Organism: Ctenocephalides felis (cat flea)
Lineage: Eukaryota; Metazoa; Arthropoda; Insecta; Siphonaptera; Pulicidae
Product: lipoamide acyltransferase component of branched-chain alpha-keto acid dehydrogenase complex, mitochondrial-like
Exons: 8
Coding region: 267-1658 (463 amino acids)
Cellular component (GO): mitochondrion; cytoplasm
Molecular function (GO): acetyltransferase activity; lipoic acid binding
Source: RefSeq, a predicted model, not a curated record